CUUCCUCAAUAUCUCUGGAGUUUACAAGUGGAGAGAAGAAAAUGGAAUUCACUCUCCUUUAUUCAACUGAUUAUCCAAUGGUGAAGAGUUCGCUGAGUGUUGGCUGACAGUGUUGGGUUCUAUUGCUAGUGAUCCUGACAGUUGUCAUAAAGUUGUAUUUAUUAGAGCUGGACUCCAUGGCAUGAAUUCUCAAGUUGAUGAAAGAAUUUUUGAUAAAUUGUGGUCAGUAGAGCAUUGAUGCUGUCACUGCUAAUAAGGAAGAAAACACUUAUAAAUAUCUUCAUGCACAAAAAGUUGCCUUUUGAUGAAUAUGAGAGCAUAAUCAACAACACAGUCCUUGAGCUAAUACUAUACAAUGGACACAUAGGGACAAUACUUAACACACCCAUUUAUCCAGAGCUAUGCUCUUAUCUAAGCAGCCCACCCAUUAAAGAGAGAAAUCAGCUACAAAGUGCCAUUGAUGUUUUUUUGCUUGCUCAUUUAGUUCAGUGUAAAGAAGACGAAUUGUUUGAAAUUUUGUGUUUUCAUUCUCCCAGUGGACAUGUUGAGAGAGCUGUCCAUCAGUUGGAAGAUGAAGGAUUCCAUGAUGAUGCUAGUAAACUGCUUGAGAUGGUGUCUCAGAGAGGAACAGGGUCUGGUGCAUCAUUAAUGGGUGUUACCAGUGCUUUUAAGUCUUUAAAAGGAUGAUUUUUCAGUUAAAAAAUAUUUGUCAACAUAAGUAUACUUGUUACUAAAAGUAACAGCUCAUUUCCGCUCCUUUUUAAAGUAAUCUAUUUUGAGUUGGUUCCAGGCAAGUAUAUUUUGCAUUUUUGUACUGAGUAUUGUAAGCACAUAUAAGCUUCAUUGACGAUUAAUGAUUGUGCAGUUAAAUUGUGAUGAAUACAAACAGCAAAAAAUCAAAAUAAAUUCCAGCUAUGGAAUAAUUAUUAUUCUGAUUUGUGCUGAAUCAUCAUAAAUUUUAGGCUGAGCCCCUUUUUAGAUCUUUCUAGUUAUUAAUAAUUUUGAAGAGAACAAUGGCCCACUUUGCUAACACCUCUGCUAACACUGUUGCAGCUGACGAGUCAAAGGAAGAACUCAAUCCUAUUUCGUUUUCAACUGUUAAUACCGGUAGCAUACCUCAGGAGUUUGAAAGCGAGCCCGUAGAAAAACAAAUCCUUAUUCUAGGAGAGACCGGAGUGGGCAAAUCCUACCUGAUCAAUGCUUUGUUUGGUGCCACCAUUGAUGUCAAAGCACAAGUGUCCCGAGAUGUUAUAGCCCAAAGUCACGAGCCAAUUGUGAAGCAUACAGCUGAGGUGAUGUGUCAAAUUGAAGAAAAGAUAGCUUCCACUAAGUUCAUUAUCUAUGAUACAAGGGGCUUUGCUGAUCCAACACACAAGGACAAAGCACUCUUUAAGAAUUACUCCAAAGUGAUAGAUAUUGAUAAGUUAGAUGCUGUCUACAUUUGCCAUCGAAUCAGUGGAAGGUUCAACGACUCCUCUGUUCGUUUUGCUGAGCUUCUUGCCAAACACUUUCUUAAAGACAACGAAGUGAUUUGGAGCAAAUGCAUACUUGUGCUGACACAAGCUAAUCUUUUUGACCUCGAGAAAGACGACGAUGAAGAUGAAAUUGGUGAUAAUAACAUGCAUGCUGCUUUAAGGAUGCUGGAGUCAAUGAAGCAGUGGAGCUUAGCGUUUGAUGAGGCUCUCGUUCAAUUGGUUCCUAAAAAGAUUUACUUGCAGAUACCAGUUUGUGUUGCAGGAUCCAAGCGUAAUGUCAAAUUACCCGUGACAGAUGACUGGAUUGAGGAGUUGCUUCAUGCCACUUUGCAAAAGUGCUACAACAAAGCCAGAGAAAUCAAGGCGAUCAAUCGUAGUAAGAGGGAUUCCAUUGGACGUAGCAUUAUUGCUGGGGGUGCAAUUGGUGCUGGAGUAGGUGCAACACUUCUUCCUGUGGUUGGCCUACCUUUUGGAUUGACCAUUGGAGCACUUAUAGGAUGGAAGUAUGGGGAAAAGAGUGCAGAAGAAGAGGCGACAAAGAAGAUUCAAGAGUUAAUGAAUAAAAACUAAUAUGACUACUCAGUGGACAAUAACCUCAUAAUUAUUUUUGUAUGUACAUGCACUAUUAAGAUUUCUACAUUAUAUUUUAAUAAUUAUUUAUUAUGAAACUUAUAAUCUUGCUAAAAUUAAAUUAAAUAGGUUUUUUGCUGAUUAUUUUGUUGAUAAUUUGAUCCUUUAUCUGUUCGUUCUUUUCAUUUUUGUUGUCCAUUGUAACUAGUUUUGUCUCUUAUGAUAAGUUACUUGAUUAG
Messenger RNA from Amphimedon queenslandica, 2284 nucleotides. RefSeq lists its product as uncharacterized. The record is from RefSeq and is a predicted model, not a curated record. The coding region runs from base 1014 to 2045 and encodes 343 amino acids. Gene Ontology annotation, molecular function: GTP binding. The transcript has 5 exons. NCBI's taxonomy places the organism in Eukaryota, Metazoa, Porifera, Demospongiae, Haplosclerida, Niphatidae.